AUGGCAGCGGCACCAGCGACCGCUCAGGGCACUGCCGCCACCGUUCAAGAAAUUGAACGCCAGCGCCAAGCCCUGCAAGACAACACCGCCAGGCUGCGGACCCUUCUCCAGGAAUGGCGCCUCUGGGACGUCGAGUACGAGGCCCUGAAGGAAGAGGUGGAGGAGGCUCGCGGCCGCGCCGACCUGUUGCGCAUCCGCCGGAAUUUUGAAGGCCGUCUCGUCAACUCCAAGGAGGUUGCCGAGAUCUUUACCGGCGGCAGAAAGGCGGGCGGCAGCGACGCCAUCAAGUCCGCUGACCAGAUCAUCAACCAGCUGGACAGGCGACUCGACUACGUCCAGCGGAACAUUGAGUCUCUGGAGAAGCAGAUCGAGAAGGCCGAGGACAGGGCCGCCGCCGCCGCCGCCGCCGAAGCUGCUGCGGCAGGGUCAGGGGAUGGCGGCGCGAGCGGCGCUGCGGAGGAUGGCCUGCCUAUCAUGGACAUUGUGGAGGAGCUGGACGACGACGACAACGUUGUGUCCUUCAAACUGCAGCGGCCGGCAGAGACGGAGGCGAAGGUCAGCGAGGUGCUGAAGAAGGCCGGCGUGGAGCUGAAGCAGAACGAUGAUGACGAUUCAUCAGAUGAGGAGGGCGAUGCAGCACCGAAGAAGCGCAUUGAGGACAGCACAGAAAGCACAGGAAAGCUGCCAUCUCAAAAUGCGCAGAGUUCUACAGCAUCCCCAGUCAACAAAUCGGCCCCUACCAUCGAAAGCCAAACCAAACCCCCUACUCCUACUCAAGCUGUACCAGCAGCAGGCAAGAAGGGGGUCUCAUUCAGCGAGGACACUAAACCUGCCGCGGACAACAACAUCAAUGGCGCGACCAAACCCAUGCAAACCAAGACGCAGAAGAAGAUUGAGGAAAUAAUGCGGCAGGCCAGAGAGCAGGAGCAGAUGGGAACCAACCCGCCAGUGAUUCCAGACGACGAAUCCGACGACGACGCCAAGCUACGCCGCGACAUGUUGGCCUACAGCAUGAACGAGAUCGGGCCCGUCGUCGCGGAGCUAGAGCUCGAGGAGGCUUAUUCCGACGACGAGGACGAGGACGAGGACGGGAUGGAGGACUAUGGGCUUUACGAUGACGACGAUGAGGAUGCAUAUGAUGAUGACGACGAUUACGAUGACGACGAGGACGAAGAAGAGGACGAGAGGGGCCGUUCGAAGCGUAGUGCGCUCAGCCCGGCCUAUCGGAGGAGGAUGCUUGAGCUGGAGAAGAAGCUCGGCGUUGGGAGACAGUCCGUCGGGAAACAGCCGCCCGCGGUCGCCAUUCCCGAUGAGCCAGAGGAAGAUGACGAGAAAAUCGAUUACAAUGAACCGCGACUGGGCCGAAUCGCAAUCCGUUCCAACCCCACAGCCCCUGCAAUACGACCAAAACCCGAUCCGCCAGCUGCUUCGGCAAUGAAGUCCCCUACCACCACCACCACCACCACCACCACCACCACUGCUGCCGCAUCAACUGUAAAGAAAGGGGUCAGAUUUGCGCAAGAGGUCGACAUAGCAGAGGAGCCGACAGCUGCGCCGCUUGCAAAAUCGCACGAGCCGGCCGAACCAAAGGUGGAGCCUGUGAGCGAUAUCAUCGAACGGGCCCCUCCUGCAGGACCCAAGCAGGCUCCGACUCGGUUCCUCGAGACGAUGGAGCCCAAAAUCGCACCUUCGGGACCAGAAGGCCGGACACUAGCUGAUGCUGUCCUGGAGCGGCAGCCGGUGACCAAGCCACGGGAGCCCAGCGAGUUCGAUGCGGACCUGCUGCACCAGGAAGCCGCGGUCGAAUACCACCGCUUGCGAAACAAGAUGAUACAGAGAGAGGGAGGGUUCACAAAAGAGAAAGAGUCGGCGAUAGAACCGCUGGAUGAGAGCGAGGGUGGGCCCAAGAAGAUGAGCCGAUUCAAGGCGGCGAGAUUGGGUCGAGCAUAG
Messenger RNA from Pyricularia pennisetigena, 1950 nucleotides. RefSeq lists its product as uncharacterized. The record is from RefSeq and is a predicted model, not a curated record. Gene Ontology annotation, biological process: negative regulation of phosphatase activity; negative regulation of transcription by RNA polymerase II. NCBI's taxonomy places the organism in Eukaryota, Fungi, Ascomycota, Sordariomycetes, Magnaporthales, Pyriculariaceae. Gene Ontology annotation, molecular function: transcription corepressor activity; chromatin binding; phosphatase inhibitor activity. Bases 1 to 1950 code for a protein of 649 amino acids. The transcript has a single exon.